AUGUUGUCGUCAACCCUGUUUGUUGCAUCCUCGCUCUUGGCUGUUGGCGUGUCGGCUCAGCAGAAUUUCACCCUUCCUGCCGGCUUCAAUGCUAAUGCCAUCAGCACCAGUGAAAAGGCUGGUUGGUGCAAUGGCCAGUUGAAUACCUGCCCACAGCUCUGCAAUGGCGGUUUUGCCAGAAGCAACAGGUGCGAUGCGAACCUCUUGACCUUUGACUGCGUUUGCGGCGAUGGCACUGUUCCCAAUGUCUCGGACUACAUGAACACUCUCCCAUACUUCGUCUGCCAAGCCAAUUACGCCCAGUGUAUCCAGAACCAUCCCAACGACCUUGACGGCCAGACGAAGUGCAAGGAAGGCCAGAAGUCAUGCGGCACCCGCAAAGCCAGCUCUUCCGACUCGAGUUCCUCAACCACUUCUUCCGCCACUCCUUCCAGAACUGACACCGCUGCAACCUCCAGCCGCAGUGCUACAGCGAGCCCGUCUGCUGGUGCUGCACCUGCUCAAGACUAUUCCCUCGGGCUAUUGGCGACCGUUCUUACGGGUCUCUCUGCUGUCUUCUUCUGA
Molecule: messenger RNA, 564 nt
Organism: Ophidiomyces ophidiicola
Lineage: Eukaryota; Fungi; Ascomycota; Eurotiomycetes; Onygenales; Onygenaceae
Exons: 3
Coding region: 1-564 (187 amino acids)
Source: RefSeq, a predicted model, not a curated record